GCUCUCUCCUCUUUCCUCGUUUGCUUGCGACGACUGGGUGGAUUGCUCCUAGCGCUUCUUUCAUCCAUCCUUUUGCAAAGCUUAAGGAAUCAAAAUGGCGUCCGCACUUGCAACGCUAGAGUACGGCUCGUGAAAUCUAUCCAUGGGUUUGGAACGGCUCGCACAGUGCAGCGUAGAUGCGACGGGAAGCCCUGGCUGCCGGAGAACAUCUACAAGGAAGAGAAGAACAUCGGUCGCCAAUGCAAGCGACCGCGGUGUGAAGAUUUCAGUUUAACCCUCGAUAGGGUUCCUCUUAAUCCUAGACCUGCAAAGAAAGGCAGGUGUGGCCGGCGUAAGGCCUGGCGAUUUUUUCUCCCUUCAUCGGUAGACCUGGUAGGCGACGAGUCGCUGUUACCCAUGGUUGCAUGGAGGGCUCAGAUCCCCUCAUCGGUUGACCUGGUAGGUGACGAGUCACUGUUAUCCAUGGUUGGGGAAGCUGGUAUAAACAAUAAGUAUUAUGGCGACUUCAUGGCUGAUCAGUUUGGGGGGAAGGGUCGGGACUUUGCCGCGGAGGCGGUGGAAGUACGAUCACUGCAUAUUCUCCGACCCCAUGCUUCUUCGUCGGAGCCUCUCAAUGGGCCGACUGAAGUGCCCGCCGGCGGAUCCCCCCAAUUUCGGGAUUUUCGGUCGAGCCAGGAUUGGGUGGUCGGUUCAAAAUUUGAUUCCCCUAUUAUCUCGGGGACAAGAGAUUUGCGCCGGUUUGAUAAGACCCAUCGGGAUUAUCCUCCCCCAAAUCCGUUAUUUGUUAACAGUCCGUGUCCUCAUCGACAUCCAACUCCUAUGCGUACUGGGACUCUCCGAGGCGGUUUGGAGCUGGAUUUGGCAGCUCUAUAUAUAUUAUCCCCACCGAAACCUAUGAGCAUAUCAUUCGAUUGCUUCUGGUUUGGAGGAAGACCUGUUACCUCGGCAUUUUCAAUUCUCUCGUCCGCGUGGAGAACUGACCCAGGAGCUGUGCAAAAUGGCCCAUGUUGCGAACGACCAAGUAGUGCAAUUUUCCCUGGAAGAGGUGCAAUCGACCCGGUACCGAGCCUCUCGCACUCUUUUGGGACGGCUGUUUACUAUCGAUCGCGUUACGACUAUGGAGCUGCGUGAAGGGCUGCUUGAUGCAUGGAAGAUUCGUGGCCAGCUCAAGGUGCUGAAAACUAAGCAGGGUCUCUAUGAAAUUGUGCUGCCGAACGAGGAGGCCAAACAGUGGGCUCUCUCGAGAAACCCAUGGAUCAUCAAGGAUCGCCUGCUGACCCUUCGUCAAUGGUCCCCGGCCAUCUCGAAGGGCGUUUUUGAUGAAAUGGCUAAGGCCCCUUUUCGUGUGCAGCUCUGGGGAGUGCAAGAGGACCUGUGUACGAAGUUGUUUGGCCAAAAAUUAAUAGCCACUACCAUGGGCAAGGUGCUGGACUCAGGAAUCUUUGCCUGUAAAGAUUCAGGAGAGCGUUUUAUCAAAGUGAAUACUAUUAUCGAUUUUGCAAAGCCGCUCCGCUCGCAAUUAAUGGCAAUUUGUGAAGAUAUGGAUGGAUUUUGGGUGAGCCUCAAAUAUGAAUUUUUGCCGAA
Messenger RNA from Linum tenue, 1584 nucleotides. The record is from the annotation of a GenBank genome assembly. NCBI's taxonomy places the organism in Eukaryota, Viridiplantae, Streptophyta, Magnoliopsida, Malpighiales, Linaceae.